GACCAUGUGAACUUUAUCAAUUUCAACCAGGACUCAUCCUGCAUCUCCGUAGGGUACAACAACGGGUACAAGAUUUUCCAUUGCGACCCAUUUGGUCAGUUUUUCACCAAGGGCGACGGAUCGGUGGGUAUCGUGGAGAUGCUCUUUAACACGUCGCUUAUUGCGGUCGUGGGCUCAGGUGACCAGCCGCCGUCGCUCUCGCCCCGCCGAUUGAAGGUCAUCAACACAAAGCGGCAGUGCACCAUUGUGGAGGUGACAUUUCCCAACACCAUUCUCGCCGUCAAGAUGAAUCGCACGCGGAUGGUUGUGUUGCUCGAGGAGCAGAUCUUUAUCUACGACAUCAAGACGAUGCGCAUGUUACACUCCAUCGAGACUCAGCUGAACCCCCUCGGCAGCUGUGCCCUCUCUCCGGACUCUGACCGGAACUACUUGGCGUAUCCCUCGCCUCCCAGAACUUCCUUCUUGCUAGGCUCUACCAACUUGCCCACAAUCAACGAAACCACACACACAACCCCACAUAGCACCAAUCAAACAUCCACGCUUCCUUCCAGAACCGGCGACGUCAUCAUCUUCAACGCAGAGACGUUACAGCCGGUGACGGUCAUUGAGGCUCACAAGUCAACCAUAUCUGCCAUGUGCCUCAACGCAAACGGCACGUUGCUUGCCACGGCCUCCGACAAAGGAACCAUCGUGCGUGUAUUCCAGGUCGAGACAGGCACAAAGUUGUACCAGUUCCGGAGGGGAACGUACCCCACUACAAUCUACUCCUUGAGCUUCAGCGACGACGACCGGUUCAUCACAGCAACGUCUGCCACCGAAACGGUGCAUAUUUUCCGUUUGGGUGAGGAUGAGGCGUUGGCAAACCGCAAAAAGAGAGACGGCAAAUCGCAUAUGAAGUCUGGCAAGAAGUUGAAGCCUGGAAGAAAGCAGUCCUUUGGUAGCAUCACCGAGGAGGUGGAGGAGACCGACGAGAUCGAGGAGGAAGAUGAAGAGGAUCUACUCGAGGCAGAGGAUGAUAGCGAGGUGGAGCUUGUGGACGACGAUGAGAGCUUUGAGGAGGGGCUAGUGGUUCCAAAAAGGAGGUCUUCUUCUAGUGGCAGCUUGGGGUCUGGCAAAUCCGUUAACGGUACCGACGAGGCUAAGUCGGAGCCAUUGAUCGAUUUGACCAGACGGUCAGUGGCCCGCAUGAUCAGGCGUUCGUCGCAGACCUUGGGUCGCAAGGCGGCAGAGAGGAUGGGCACCUUUUUGCCCUCCAAGUUCUCAUCCAUCUUGGAGCCCACCCGCCACUUUGCGUCGUUGAAGGUGCCGAUCAACAAGGAUGUGAAGGCGAUAGCCAGUAUCGGAAAGGAAAUGACCGAAGAGGACUUGUGGGUCUUGACGAAUCACGCCUCUGAGGUUUCUGAAGAUGCAACUAGCGGUUCCAAUGCUUCGUUGCCACGAGCGAAGUUGUUGCACGUCAUGGUGAUUACGUCGGAUGGAUAUUUUUACAACUACGGGUUGGACCCUGAGCGUGGUGGAGACUGUAUCUUGUUGAAGCAGUAUUCGUUACUU
Molecule: messenger RNA, 1551 nt
Organism: Babjeviella inositovora NRRL Y-12698
Lineage: Eukaryota; Fungi; Ascomycota; Pichiomycetes; Serinales
Product: WD40 repeat domain-containing protein
Exons: 2
Biological process (GO): protein localization to phagophore assembly site; protein lipidation; autophagy of mitochondrion
Cellular component (GO): cytosol; fungal-type vacuole membrane; extrinsic component of membrane
Molecular function (GO): phosphatidylinositol-3,5-bisphosphate binding; phosphatidylinositol-3-phosphate binding; protein binding
Source: RefSeq, a predicted model, not a curated record